AUGUCAAAUCGUGGAAAACGAAAAUCCAUUACGUCGACUCAAGUGUCAAUCCUUUUUCUGUUGCCGCUUAAACAAAGAGACAUCUCGAAUGAUAAUACCGGCGAAGGAUCCUCUAAAAACGAUUCAAAUAAUCACCGAGAGUUAGAUGACACCCUACUCUCUUCGCAAAUCGAAUCUUUUAUCGACGUGCAAGCACAAAAUAAUCCCAGUAAAGUUGAAAUAAUCAUAAAGAGCAUGGACGAAAACGUACAAUGUACUACUAUUCUAGGCUAUGUGUAUUAUCACGGGAUCAAAGUUGACAAGGACAUUGAUCAUGCCCUUAUAUAUUAUAGAAAAGCGGUUAAUAAACUUCACGACUCCUACGCUCGACUUUUCCUUGGAUUUCACUAUAUUCAAAAGGAACAAAAUUUUCCAAAGGGUGUUAAUAGUUUCCGAAAAUCGGCAGAAAGCGGUAACCUGUCUGGCCAGCAUUAUCUAGGAUUCUUCUUAAAUAUCGGACACGGCUGCAUCAAAAACGAUAAAGUUGCGUUUCAUUGGUAUCUAUGUUCGGCAAACGGCGGUAAUAAGCUUGGCCAGAAUAGUCUUGCCUUUGCUUAUGAAACUGGUGUCGGGACCAAAAGAAAUAAGAAAGAGGCAUUCGCUUGGUACCGUAAAGCUGCUGAAAAUGGACAUGCGAAAGCGCAACACAAACUUGGCGAAUGUUAUAAAAAAGGCAUGGGAACUAAAAAAGAUAAAGUGAAAGCGGCUUAUUGGUUUGUUGAAGCAGCAAAGAAUGAUGACGAAGCGAAAGUUAAGAAUGAUGAUGACGAUUCUGCUGAAGUUAAGAGAGAUACCGAAGCUGUUAAAGUCAAUAAUGAUGAUGAAUCUGCUAAAUAA
Ambispora gerdemannii is the source of this 876-nucleotide messenger RNA. The record is from the annotation of a GenBank genome assembly. NCBI's taxonomy places the organism in Eukaryota, Fungi, Glomeromycota, Glomeromycetes, Archaeosporales, Ambisporaceae.